Protobothrops mucrosquamatus (brown spotted pit viper) is the source of this 6792-nucleotide messenger RNA. It is a transcript of the gene POLQ, whose product is annotated as DNA polymerase theta. The record is from RefSeq and is a predicted model, not a curated record. Gene Ontology annotation, molecular function: DNA binding; ATP binding; DNA-directed DNA polymerase activity. Lineage: Eukaryota; Metazoa; Chordata; Lepidosauria; Squamata; Viperidae. The coding region runs from base 1 to 6792 and encodes 2263 amino acids. Gene Ontology annotation, biological process: double-strand break repair via alternative nonhomologous end joining; DNA-templated DNA replication. The transcript is spliced from 29 exons.
AUGCUGGAUUUCCACUUAGGACCAUGUCAACAUGUGAAUGUUCCUGAUGACAAUAGUGACAAACUAUUGUUAGCAAACUGGGAGCUUCCCAAAACAGUCCUGGAGAAAUAUCAUGGUUUGGGAGUAGUUCGUAUGUUCCAAUGGCAAGCAGAAUGCUUGAUGGCUGAUCAAGUAUUGGAGGGAAGGAACUUAGUCUACUCGGCUCCCACCAGUGCGGGGAAAACACUUGUUGCCGAAUUACUCAUAUUGAAGAGAGUUUUAGAAACACGGAAGAAAGCAUUGUUCAUUCUCCCUUUCAUCUCUGUGGCAAAAGAGAAGAAAUAUUACCUACAGGCUAUGUUCCAAGAAGAGGGUGUACAAGUGGAAGGUUAUAUAGGCAGUGUUUCUCCUUCGGUCCCUUUUUCUGCACUGGACAUUGCAGUCUGUACUAUUGAGAAAGCCAACGGUCUGGUCAAUAGACUCAUAGAUGAGAAAACUCUUGACUCUCUAGGAAUAGUUGUUGUGGAUGAAUUGCACAUGUUAGGAGAUUCUCAAAGAGGAUAUUUAUUAGAACUUCUGCUGGCAAAAAUUUGUUUUUUGACUAAAAGAAUAAAGAACAAACAAAUCAUGGAAGAGUCUUUUUGUAAUAAAAUACAGAUCAUAGGAAUGAGUGCCACCCUUCCUAAUUUGGAUCUACUGGCUUCCUGGCUAAAUGCAGAAUUGUACCACACAGACUUCCGUCCAGUACCCCUUCUGGAACAAGUAAAAAUUGGCAAUAAGAUUUAUGACUCUUCAAAUGCAGUUGUGAGAGAAAUUCAACCUGUACUGAAUAUUAAGGGAGAUGAGGACCAUGUGGUGACUCUGUGUUAUGAGACAGUCCAGGAUGGACAUUCAGUUCUUGUAUUUUGUCCAACAAAGAAUUGGUGUGAGAAAUUAGCAGACAUCAUUGCCAGGGAAUUCUGCAGUAUUCAACAAAAGAAUCUUCAAAAGAUGUCAACUCUUUCACCUGUUACGCUGUGCCAGGAAGGGAUAGAAAAGUUGUUGAUUCAGUUAAAGCAGUCUCCUUCUGGCUUGGACAGUGUGCUUCACCGGACCAUCAAAUGGGGAGUUGCUUUUCACCAUGCAGGUUUGACAUUUGAUGAACGAGACAUAAUUGAAGUAGCUUUCCGUCAAGGUGUCCUACGAGUUUUAAUAGCCACUUCUACACUUUCUUCGGGGGUAAAUCUGCCUGCACGUCGGGUAAUUAUCCGAACUCCUGUAUUUGGUAGCAGACUGUUGGAUAUCUUGACAUACAAACAAAUGGCUGGAAGAGCUGGAAGGAAAGGAGUAGAUACUAUAGGUGAGAGUAUUUUGGUGUGUAAACCCUCUGAAAAAUCAAAAGGAAUUGCUCUUCUCCAUGGUGAUAUGAAGCCAGUGGGUAGCUGUUUGCUUAGCCUCAAGGGAGAAGGAAUCACCUCCAGUAUGUUACGGGCAAUUCUUGAGAUCAUAGUAAGUGGAGUAGCUAGCUCUUCAGAAGACAUCCAGAGUUAUGCAUCCUGUACACUCCUUGCAGCUAGUUUGAGAGACUUCCAGGACUGUAGGAGAGAGCAGGAGAAAAUUUGUGAUGGAUCUAUUGAAACUUGUGUGAAGUGGCUGCUUGAGAAGGAAUUCAUCAUGAUUUCAGUAACGGAUGUUGGCAAGGAAAUAUAUCGUCCAACACAUCUUGGCUCUGCUACUUUGUUUUCCUCCUUUUCCCCAACAGCAGCACUAGAAAUUUUUGCUGAUCUCCAGAGAGCAAUGAAGAGUUUUGUUCUAGAGAAUGAUCUGCACAGUGUUUAUUUGGUCACUCCUGUUUAUGAAGACUGGACCAAAAUAGACUGGUACCAAUUCUUUUGCUUGUGGGAGAAGCUGCCUGCCUCAUUGAGAAGAGUAGCACAACUUGUGGGAAUUGAAGAAAGUUUUUUGGCUUGUUCCGUCAAAGGCAACAUCAUUGCUAAAACAGAGAAGCAAUAUAGGCAAAUGGCUAUCCACAAAAGAUUUUUUACAAGCUUGGCUCUUCUGGAUUUAAUAAAUGAAGUUCCUUUAAAGGAUGUUGCGAAGAAAUAUGGCUGUAGUCGUGGACAGCUUCAGUCUUUACAACAGUCUGCCGCUACAUAUGCAGGGAUGAUUACUGUUUUCUGUAACCAGCUGGGAUGGCACAACAUGAAACAAUUGCUGUCCCAGUUUCAGAGUCGCCUUAAUUUUGGAAUUCAGAGAGAACUCUGUGAUCUUGUCCGGAUAUCUUUGCUAAAUGCACAGUGUGCUAGAGCUCUUUAUAAUGCUGGCUUCAUCACAGUGGCUGAUGUAGCUAAAGGGACUCUUGAGGAAGUAGAAAAUGUUUUCAGAAAUGCAGCACCAUUCAGAAGUACUCGCAGAGCAGUAGAUGAAGACGAGCAAGCUGCCAAGGAGCGCCUUAACGCCCAUUUCAUGUGGAUGUCUGGAAUAAAAGGCCUAACUGAAGGUGAAGCAGCCCGUCUGAUUGUAGAUGAGGCUAAAAGGCUUUUAAAGCACGACUUAGCUCUUUGGGGAGUACAGUGGAACCCCAAUACCUCAAUCUUGCUGGAUCCGACUUAUACAUUUUCUACAAAGGAAAGUGUUACAGAAGGCCACCGGAAACUCAAAAAUAACCACAAUAUGACUUUAUCAGACACAAGUGUCAAUUCACAAAUUAAAAAUAUAUCGUCCGUUAAACAAAAAAAUAAGAGGCAGCUGGAUGGUAAUUCAGCAGAAGAGAUUGAUAAUAAGGUUCCGAUAGGGGCAGAGGCAAGAAAUGAUGACAUACACCCUAGUGCCAAGAAACGAAUGAAUUUAAACAGAGAUAUGAUAAAUUCACAUGAGAAACAGAUGUUGGAUGCUGAUGGAGCAAUGGAAAGUGCUGAAGACAUUAUGAAGAGAACCUUGAAAGAAGGCAUAAAAAAUGAUGUUGCAACUAGAUUUAAAUCUAAUGUUGAACUUCAUUCCAAGCAAAGUAUGGAUAAAAAUACAAUUACAAAUCCCAGUGGGAUAUUACAAGCUGCAAAUAUUCAUACCUGCAGUUUUUCACGCAACAUAGAACGUAUUAAGAAUGGUUAUUCUCCUGAUUUGGAUCUUGUCUUCAAAGAAUUUGAAGAAAGCUUCCAGCUGGAUACCCAAACAGAUAGACUAUUACAACAGCAGAUGGCAGAUGAAACUGCUAACAAGCAACAAAUCAAAGACAAAAAACUGGUAGCCAGUCUAACACAGCGAAACUGCAUUGGUAUAAAUGGUACCAAUAUGUCAGAAGAAAAUGCUAUAUGUAUUAAGGAUAAACUAGAGUGUGGAAAAGCACAUUCAGCAUUAUUGCUUAGUAAAGUAUCAGAUUUGGGGGGGCGUCAAACUGAAAAAUACCCAGAAACAUCAGUUGGCUUGGAAACAAGCUGUUUUUCUGUCGCAGAUUCCCAGUUGGAUAGCUUCUUACAGCACUAUCAAACUCCAAACUUAACAGAACAACAGCUCACUGUUCUUCCAAAUAAUAUUUCUUUUUCUCUCAACCAAUACCCAUCCACUGUGGAUAUAAAUGAAGCAAAUCUUAAUGGCAGUGAUAGUUUAUUAUUUGAUGGAGACUUUAACCACAUGGAUGGCUCCCAGGAUGGUGAUAACAGUGAAAUAAUCAUGGAGACAAUUCCACAGGAGCUGGUAAACCCUCCGUUGUUCAAAAGUUCUUUAAAAUAUACCUCGGGUGAAUUGAAAACAAGGCUGAAUAAAGCUAUAUCAAAUAAUACUAUGAACCAAAAAUUGUCAAUGGGGUGUAACUUUAUAAUGUCAGAUACUAGUUUUUUACAUGAAGCAAAAAUAUUAAAUGAUGUGGUUUUACCUCCUUUUUAUAAAAACAGCAAGAUUCUGAAUAAGACAAUGAAAAGACUAAAAAGUAGUGAAAAGAAUGUAAGUGAAAUUCCACAGAAAGAUUGUGCAGAAGAAAAUGAUAAGCAAAUGAACAACUCUGAUGUUUUAUUUGAUUUGAGUCCAGGAAUGCAGGAAGUUUUAGACAGAGGGUUAAGUCCUUCCAAUGAUAAAUCUGAAAUGGGGCAAAAAAACAAAUUGAAUUUAGUGUUUUCUAAGAAUACUACAGAUUCAAGGACUCCUGCCAUUUGUCCUGGUCAAUGUGAAUUAUCCUUGCACAAAGAGUUUGGCAGAAAUUGUGUAACGAGAACAAAGGAUGAACAAAAGAACAAAAAUGGAAGUUGUGUUUCUUGGAUAGAUGGGAACAAAAUGCCUUUUUCACCACUGAAUGUCAUAGGGUCUACUUCAAAAUGCAUAGAAAUACCAGUUGUGACAAAAACAGAAAAUCCAAUCUCUGUAGAUAAAGUUCCAUAUGUCCAGUUUUUACAGAAGGAUAAAUCUGUUUUACCCAUACAGGAACAAGUGUUACAACGUCAGCCAGAACAUUCAGAACAUAUUGAGUUUAAUCUUGAGGAUAAUUCACUGAUAAGUGAAUAUUUUUCACUCCAUUUAUCUCAGGAAAAAGUUCCUCCAGCAUCUUGCAGUGCUGAUAAUUUCUCAAUAAUUGAUGUGGCAAAUGAUAAAACUCUCUUCCAAACUUUCAUUAAAGAAUGGAAAACACACAAAAAAUUUUCUAUCUCUGUGGCUUGUGAAAAGACAAAAAGCCCUUUGUCUCACAGAUCAGCUAUUGGUGCAAAGUUCAAGCAAGGAAGUACAUCUCUGAAACUUCUCUAUGAGAAUGAUGGAUUUCCUGUUCAUGCCUGCAAAGACUUGCUGGUGGUUGGAUUAGCUGUGUGCUGGGGUAGAAAGGAUGCUUACUACAUCUCAUUGCAGAAGAACUCUCAAAGCCAGAUUGAAGUAAGUCCCAGUUUGGCACAGCCUCCAUUGGAUCAAGACCUAUCUGUGGCAGAAAGAUUGCAACAUCUUAAGCUAUGUCUGCAGGAGUCUGAGAGAGCAUUUUCACUUGUUGUAUAUGAUUUUAUUCAACACUACAAGACUCUCCUGAAGGCCUGUGGCAUCUCAUUGGCAGGAUGUUUUGAGGACCCAAAGGUAGCAUGCUGGUUAAUGGACCCUGGAUCAAAAGAAGAUUCCCUUCACAGUAUGGUUGCCAAUUUCCUUCCUCAGGACUUAUUCUUGCUAGAUAACAUUGGAGCAGGCCAGGGAAAUCAGAGCCUGGGUCUCAGUGCCAGUGCAGAUCAGUCUGGACGUUACAGGGCAUCUGUAGAGUCUGUUCUUGUCUUCCAUAUUAUAGAAGAACUCCAUAUUAUACUACAUAAGGAUAACUUGCAAGAUAUUUUUCAGAAAGUGGAGAUGCCGAAUCAGUAUUGCUUGGCCUUGCUGGAACUCAAUGGCAUAGGUUUUAGCACAGUAGAAUGUGAGGCCCAGAAACAUGUUAUGGAAGCAAAAUUGAAUGAGAUUGAGAAUCGGAUAUACCAGCUGGCAGGUCACAGUUUCUCCUUGACCUGUCCAGAUGAUGUUGCUGAGGUAUUAUUUCUGGAGCAAAAGUUGCCAUCAGAUGGAGAACUAAAAGUGCAAAAAGGCAAGAAAGUGUUGGGUUGUACUAGAAAAGCAACAGCAAAUAAUCGAGCCAGACUGAGUAAACAGUUCAGUACAACGAAGGAGGUUUUAGAAAAAUUGAAGAAAUUGCACCCUUUACCUGGCCUGAUUUUAGAAUGGAGAAAGAUCACUAAUGCAAUAACUAAAGUGAUAUUUCCACUACAGAGGGAGAAACUUUUCAACCCUGUCCUAGGAAUGGAAAGAAUCUAUCCUGUUUCUCAAUUUCAAAGUGCUACAGGCCGCAUAAGCUUCAGAGAACCCAAUAUACAGAAUGUACCUAAAGACUUUGAGAUUGAAAUGCCAACAAUGGUUGAAGAGAGCCCACCUUUUCAGAAACAACACAGUAUUUUAAGAAGCAGAUAUGGAAAACAUUCUGUGUUACCAUGUGGAACUAAGAUUCUAACUGAAGAAAUAUCAAACAGGAAGAAAAUACUAUUUUCUGUUAGCAUGAGACAUGCCUUUGUACCAUUUCCAGGUGGCUUGAUCUUGGCUGCUGAUUACUCUCAGCUUGAGUUAAGAAUCCUUGCACAUUUUUGUUCUGAUGAUCGGCUACUCCGGGCCUUUGGUAACAACGUUGAUGUCUUUAGAAGCAUUGCAGCUGAGUGGAAGAACAUUAACCCUGAAGAGGUUGGGAAUGAUUUAAGGCAACAAGCUAAGCAGAUUUGCUAUGGAAUAAUCUAUGGAAUUGGAGCUAAAUCCUUAGGGGAGCAGAUGGGUGUUCAAGAAACUGAUGCUUUGUGCUUCAUUGAGUCCUUCAAAUCCAGAUAUCCAGGUAUUCAGAAAUUCCUGAAAGAGACAGCAAAGACGUGCACCCAGGAUGGGUUUGUGCAGACAAUCAUGGGAAGGCGUAGAUACCUUCCAGCAAUUAAGGAAACAAAUCCUUACAAGAAGGCUCAGGCAGAGAGGCAAGCUGUAAACACUGUUAUCCAGGGCUCUGCUGCAGAUAUUGUCAAGACAGCUACAGUGAAUAUACAGACACAGCUGGAAGCUUUACCUUCAGCAGUAAAAUCUUUUGGACAUUUGGAGAACUCAUUCCCCAAAAUAUUGUCAGGAAAAUCACAGAGGAUGAAAAAGAGGGAGAUUAUGCAUCCCAAACAUGGAGGAUUUUUCAUACUCCAAUUGCAUGAUGAACUUCUCUAUGAAGUUGGGGAAGACAACAUAAUUCAGGUGGCACAGAUUGUUAAGCAUGAAAUGGAAAAUGCUGUAAAACUCUCAGUAAAACUUUCAGUAAGAAUCAAAAUUGGGCCUAGCUGGGGAGAUCUCCAAGACUUGGAAUUCUGA